This is a messenger RNA of Temnothorax curvispinosus, 1487 nucleotides long. RefSeq lists its product as uncharacterized. The coding region runs from base 726 to 1367 and encodes 213 amino acids. The record is from RefSeq and is a predicted model, not a curated record. The transcript is spliced from 3 exons. NCBI's taxonomy places the organism in Eukaryota, Metazoa, Arthropoda, Insecta, Hymenoptera, Formicidae.
CAUUUAACAGUAAUUUGAUAAAUAAAUAUAAAGUUUAAAAAUAAUUUAAUAUUUCUAAAUGAUUUAUAUGAUUUCCCAAAACGAGUUACUAAUAAGCCCUAUACUUCUUUACUCCAAACCUUCAACACAUUUUCCAAAUCAACCUCUCAUAAAAUCGACGUAUACAAGCCGUGUUCUAAUAUACACUGCCAGUACUGAAUAUUUAUAAUAUAUGUAAUGGUGAACUAUGACUACAAGAUUUUGAGUACUGGCUGUGUACAACAUGGCCAUGGAAGGCCCGAAUCGAAUCCGAGACUCGCCGAUUAUAAGUCGACCACCCUUAUAUAAAUAUUUAUACUUAUUAGAAGAGAAAAAUACAAUUAACUAUGUGUUCACCAAUAUACACAGAUUUUCAGUAGUAUGUAUCGAUUUAAACAGCGCGGGAUAAUGCCACCAUUUUAGGCUGAGAAUGUGGCGGCUAGUCUCAAGGUCAUGAAAUUUGUAUACACGAAGAUCAAAGGUACCGCCGCUACUGUCGCUACUAGUAAUGUUUGCGGUGCAGUGUUCUGACAUGUCGGUCGGAGCAGCGGCGAGCGCAACCAAUGGCGUGUCAGUGUGAGACGAAGACGACGCGCAUCGAGGAUCUUUCGCUUUAGUGCGGUCGUCAGUCCGCGUUGAUCCGCGUUCAUGACUUGGAUCGUACCAUCAAUCGUGGAAGCGACGUUGUGCAUCAUACGAGCCUCGAGAUGGCCUCGAUGAGUUGCUUUCUCUGCAGGCAACAUUCCGAAGACGCGCAGGAGAUACCGUCUGACAUAUUUCCCGAGAACAAGAAUUGCUGGAAGAAGUGGUUGGAUGCGAUCAACGAGACUAACGAGGACGUGCCCGCACAAUUGUCACUGUGCUCGCGUCAUUUCUCGCAAGCUUGCUCCGCAGGCUUCAUUCUGAUGGACAAUGCCGUUCCGACUUUGGAAUUGGCGCCAACUUCCUGCACCGACUCGAUCGCGAAAGCCGCAGAAGUGGAUCGAUCAUCACCGCAUAGAGAACCAGAAACCGAACGACCAUCCUCGCCGAUAUUACGUUCGUUACCGUCGUCGGUCAGACGACCGACCAUCACGAGGGGACGUCGUGUUCACAUGUUGCCGAAGGAGGAGAUGAAGGAACAGCCGAUCAAGUAUGUGCGCUACCUCAAGAGCGUCAACUGGGACGAGAUCUCGAAAGUGCCGGCAGAGGCGAAGAUCGUCUGGGAGGUAGCGAUGGAGGAGCUGAAGGAGGACAACGAUAAGAUAAAGCAUCUACAGGCACAAGUUCGCCAGCUUACCGUGACCGUCCAUAAACUCAAGAAUGCACUGAAAACGCGAAAGAGGAGUGCGACCUCCGCCUUUCGUUAAGUUUAGAUAGAUAUCAUUUGUACGUUUGUAAAUUUAGUGACAAAAUAUUUUUUAAAUCUAUCAUUUUUGUAAGUUUUUCUAGAUGAUUACGUGAAAUAGAAAAAAAACCUUACACAAAUA